UCACAAAGCGGAUGGGACAAGGCUCAGCGGAGGAGCCACGACCGGCUGCCAGCCCCCCGCUCUCCAGAGACACCCCGAGAGAGGGUCUCCCAGCCCGGCCAGAACUGCGCGGUCUGUCCCCGCCACACACACACUGGGCUAGUCCUCUUCUUCCCCACACAGGGCUGGCCCCCUCCCCCGUCCCCUCACACACACAGGGCUAUUCCCUUCUCUCCCACACACAGGUCAUCUCUCUCUUCCACACACACACACACACACCGGGCUAUUUCUCCUCACAGGCACAGCACACACAGGGCUGCCUCCCCCACACACUCCGCGUGUCUCCCCCCACACUGUCCCCUCUAACAUGCAGGCAGGCACACAGGUCUAUCCAUUCGCACAGCCAGGCUUAGCCAGCUAGUCCUUUCUCCCCUUGCACCCUCUAAAAGUAAGCCCCUUCUGGGAAUUUUCUCUCUCCACCCCCUGCUGACGUGGGUCUUCCUCUCUCUCUUUUAUGAUUUAUUGGGUAAUAUUGUAAAGCAGCUAGUAGUUUCAUCCCCUGCCCCCAAGUUCACACAGAGACUUCUCCCAUGGAUUUGUUCACAGCCACUGUACAGUACUCCAAUGGCAAGGUCCCCUUUCGCUUUCGUUUCUGCACUUGGAUAUUGCUGCUCCUCGCUUCCCCUUUUGUUUCCUGCACGGAGGAAUUCAGGGUUAGCUGGCCUGAGCCAGCAAACCCUGACUCCCAGACUGACUGCAGCAAAGUUAAUUUUAGCAUUUUUUUGCUGCAAGUCCCUUUCUCUUGGCACUGGACCAGACUGUUGGCCCUGUCCAGAACUUCAACCAUAAGUUCAUCAUGGAAACGCUUCCUCUUGGAACAGUCCGUGAAGGUUGUCCUGGAGUGGAGUCGAGACCAGUAUCAUGUUUUGUUUGAUUCUUAUAGAGACAACGUUGCUGGCAAAUCAUUUCAGAAUCGACUUUGUUUGCCCAUGCCAAUUGAUGUGGUGUACACCUGGGUGAAUGGUACAGAUGUUGAGCUGAUCAAAGAAUUGCAACAGGUUAGAGAACAGAUGGAAGAAGAACAGAAAAUAAUGAGGGAAAUGCUUGGGAAAAAUACAACAGAACCACCUAAAAAAAGUGAGAAGCACCUGGAAUGUUUACUGACACACUGCAUUAAAGUGCCAAUGCUUGUCCUAGACCCUGCUGUGCCUGCCAACAUCACUCUGAAGGACCUGCAAUCUGUUCAUCCAUCUUUACAAGCCGCUAACAAUCUAUUCUUUGUAGCAAAACCAAAAAAUCCUUCUACUAAUGUGACUGUAGUUGUUUUUGACAGUCCUAAGGAAGCUGAAGAUGCCCAUUCUGGAAUGUUAAAAGAAAGCAGCAAACAGACAGUUUGGAGAGGUUAUUUGACCACAGACAAAGAAGUACCCGGUUUAGUGUUAAUGCAAGAUUUGGCUUUCCUUAGUGGAUUUUCAGCUACAUUCAAAGAAACAAAUCAGCUAAGAGCAAAACUACCAGAGAACUUGGCCUCAAAAAUAAAACUGUUACAGCUUUAUUCUGAAGCCAGUGUUGCUCUCUUGCAACUGAAUAACCCCAAGGGUUUCCAAGAACUGAGCAAGCAAGCUAAGAAGAACAUGACUAUAGAUGGAAAAGAAUUGACACUUAAUCCUGCUUAUUUACUGUGGGAUCUCAGUGCCAUCAGUCAGUCUAAACAGGAUGAAGAUAUUUCAGCCAGCCGUUUUGAAGAUAAUGAAGAGCUGAGAUAUUCCCUCCGAUCAAUAGAGAGGCACGCCCCUUGGGUUCGACACAUUUUCAUCAUCACUAAUGGGCAGAUUCCAUCCUGGCUUAAUCUGGAUAACCCUCGGAUAACUAUAGUAACACAUCAGGACGUAUUUCAGAAUUUGAGUCACUUGCCUACCUUUAGUUCCCCAGCCAUUGAAAGUCACAUUCAUUGUAUUGCUGGCCUUUCCCAGAAGUUCAUUUACCUAAAUGAUGAUGUUAUGUUUGGGAAGGAUGUUUGGCCUGAUGAUUUUUACAGUCACUCUAAGGGUCAGAAGGUUUACUUGACUUGGCCUGUGCCAAACUGUGCGGAAGGAUGUCCUGGCUCAUGGAUUAAAGAUGGUUACUGCGACAAGGCCUGUAAUAAUUCAGCAUGUGAUUGGGAUGGAGGGGAUUGCACUGGGAACAGCGGAGGUAGUCGUUACAUUGCUGGUGGUGGUGGAGGUGGAGGAGCAGGGAAUGGCCCACCCUGGCAAUUUGGUGCUGGAAUCAGUGGAGUCUCUUAUUGUAACCAGGGCUGUGCCAAUUCCUGGCUGGCAGAUAAAUUCUGUGACCAGGCAUGCAAUGUCCUCUCUUGUGGCUUUGAUGCUGGUGACUGUGGGCAAGAUCACUUUGACGAGUUGUACAAGGUGACUCUCCAGCUGAAUCAAACCCAUUACAUUAUUCCAAAAGGUGAAUACCUGCCCUAUUUCAGCUUUGCUGAAAUAGCCAAGAAGGGAAUUGAGGGUGCCUAUAGCGAUAAUCCAAUUAUACGUCAUGCUUCUGUUGCCAACAAGUGGAAAACUAUCCACCUGGUAAUGCAUAGUGGAAUGAAUGCAACUGUGAUCUAUUUUAAUCUUACAUUUCAAGAUAAAAAUGAUGAAGAGUUUAAAAUGCAGAUAGCUGUUGAGGUUGAUACCAGAGAGGAACCAAAAUUGAACACAACUUCCACUCAGAAAUCGGACACUUUCAUUAACAUUACACCUUCAGUAUCAGAAGCUGAAAUGAUAUUUGAGGAUAUUCCUGAAGAAGAACGUUUUCCAAGAGUCAGGAAACGUCCAAAUAACACAAAGGAGAGUUUUCUUGAAGAUGUGGUAAUGCCACCAGUAAAUGUGUCUUUCCUCCCUGAAGAUGUUCAGUUGGCUCUGUGGAACCUGGAUUUAAAGCUAGAAAAUGGUGAUAUCACUCAUAAAGGUUAUAAUCUAUCAAAGGCUGCUCUUCUGAGUUCUUUCCAAAUGUUACCUACAAUGACAAAAACUAAGAAGAUGCCAGGUGUGGAAAGGAAAGAUAUCUAUGAUGAUGUAAAAGAACAAAAGAACCUUACCAGUUGGCACAAGCCUUAUAAAGAUUUAAUUGUUGGCAAAAUAGAAGCUGCAACAAAAAAUCAUGAAGCAGUUCCUUCAAAGUCAGUAGCUAUAAAGAGUACUGUUGUGGCAAUGAAGGCGAACAGUCAGUUUCCUCUAAAAUCAAUUUCUGAAUCCAUGCCUGUAAUCCAGAACAUGGGAAAUAAAAAUGGAACUCGAGAGAAAAUACUGAAUGCACUCAUACCAAAAGAAACCCAUAAGUCAAAAGAUAUUGGAAAUGUGGGGACUGAAGAAGAGAAAAAGGAGGAAAUGGAAAUAAACAAUCGGCAUGCCAACAUAGAUACAGCAGGCAACAAAGUGUUGCCAGGAAGGAAACUGCAAUAUUACACUGGAAGUGAUCAAGGCUUUUUGCCAUGGGAAAAAAAUAAGUAUUUCCAAGAUCUUCUUGAUGAAGAAGAGGCAUUAAUUAAGCAGAUGUCCUACUUUACUGAUGGUAAACGAAUUGGCAGGCAGUUGAAAGAUACAUUUGCUGAUUCCCUCCGAUACGUAAAUAAACUUCUAAACAGCAAAUUUGGAUUUACAUCUCGGAAAGUCCCUGCUCAUAUGCCUCACAUGAUUGACCGCAUUGUUAUGCAAGAACUACAAGAUAUGUUUCCUGAGGAAUUUGACAAGACCUCAUUUCACAAAGUGAGACACUCAGAAGAUAUGCAGUUUGCUUUUUCAUAUUUCUAUUACCUCAUGAGUGCAGUUCAGCCACUGAAUAUUUCCCAGGUUUUUGAUGAAGUUGAUACAGAUCAGUCAGGUAUUUUGUCUGACAGAGAGAUUCGCACAUUGGCUACAAGAAUACAUGAACUGCCCUUAAGUUUACAGGAUUUGACAAGUCUGGAGCAAAUGCUGAUAAAUUGCUCUAAAGCACUUCCUGCCAACAUCACUCAGAUUAAUGUCAUUCCUCCAACUCAGGAAGCUUAUUAUGAUCCCAAUCUGCCUCCGGUGACUAAAAAUCUAGUAACUAAUUGUAAACCUGUGACUGACAGAAUUCGUAAGGCAUACAAGGACAAAAACAAAUAUAGGUUUGAAAUCAUGGGAGAAGAAGAAAUUGCUUUCAAAAUGAUCCGCACCAACGUUUCUCAUGUAGUUGGCCAGCUAGAUGAUAUAAGAAAAAAUCCCAGAAAAUUUGUUUGCCUAAAUGACAACAUUGAUCACAAUCAUAAGGAUGCUCAGACAGUGAAAGCAGUGCUUAGGGAUUUUUAUGAAUCAAUGUUUCCCAUACCAUCUCAGUUUGAACUGCCAAGAGAAUAUCGGAACCGCUUCCUUCAUAUGCAUGAGCUUCAGGAAUGGAGAGCAUACAGAGACAAACUAAAAUUUUGGACCCAUUGUGUUUUAGUGACGUUGAUUGUGUUUACGGUCAUCUCAUUUUUUGCUGAACAGCUAAUUGCACUUAAACGAAAACUUUUUCCGAGGAGGAGGAUCCAAAAGGAAGUCGGUCAUGAACGAAUCAAGGUUUAGAAGAGCUUUGCUUGGAAAUCAGUCUACCUCAAGAUGUAAUAAGCAUUUAAAAUUGUUACUGGAGAAGUGUCUUUAUGAUGUAACAUUUAGCUAGUUUGACAUGAAGAGAAAAAGUCAAAUAUCCAUAAAUUAUAGCCUUCAUGGCGCUGCGAGUAACACGCAAGCUCCUGACAUUAUGAGACUGGGGGGGGGGGGAGUUAAGAGUGUGCAUUGGCAGUUCUCAACUGGUUUUACUUUACAAGCAUUAGCUCACAGAUAUGUUAUCCUUUUUAUAAAAAGGGUUACUGAAACAAACCUAGCUGCAUUUAAAGCAGUGGACGUUGCCAACUAAGUAUAAUGUUGGAAAGUUAAACUGUUCAGGAUUAACUAGAAAGAUGUCCCUGACCUUGCAUUCCAAAGCAUUUUGCAGAUUGCUGAAUUAAUCAAUACAUUUGUGUUGAUGCUGCUUUUUCCAUUUUUAGAAGUAAAACAGAGGAUAAUUGCUUAAUUUCCCAAUUAGAUAUAGUCUACAUUUAAUGACAUUUACAUUGUUUAAAUACACCAACAAUGCAACCUCAAAUUGGUGGUAUCUAAUGAGGAAUUUGGAUGAUAUAUAUCCUAAUGAUAUAAUCAAGAAUCAAAACUACUGGUACUAUUAUUUUAAAGAUUUUAUUUCUCACCUAAUUCAUUAAAUUGCCAGGAAUACUGUGGUAUUGUUUGUAGGUCUAAUUACAAAGAGAGAGCGCUGUAGUCAAGUAAAAGUAACUAGGAUGUUGUUAUUUUACAAGCAUUGUAAAUAUACAAGCAAAAGUGCCUCACCAUAUGAAUGAGUAAUAUAUUGUUUUAAUGUUGCAUUGUAUUACAGCGAUGUUUCAUUUCUGAAUUUGGUAAUUAUAUUCUUAUAUGAAGCAUUAAUGUUUUAAAAUUUGGACAAGCACAGGCAAUUCUGUCAUACUUUGUUAAGACAGGUGUCAGGAUAGCAAGAUUUUUAAGGGGGAGACAAUACUGAGACUCUUUUCAAGCAGAUAUUUUUGACAGUACUUUGCAAUCAUAGUUAUUAACAGUAGUCUUCUAAAAUCACUUCACGAAUUAUUUUGUAAUUGGAAUAUGAGAGAUACAAUACAUUGUGUGCUGUAAGAUAUUCAGUUUGUUUUAAAAGAAACUAAAGUCUUGUGAUAAACAAUGAAGUUAUUUUGGUUUAUUCUGUUUUUGCUCUAGAGGAAAAGAAAAUACAUCCAAUUUAGUAAAUUACUCACACCUAUUAUUCCUGUAGUGUUUGCUUGUCAUUAGAAAUAUUCAAAGGUAACUCUAAUUUGUUUUCACAUUAUCCAGUGCAUACACAGAUUGUUAAACCAAAUAGAAUCUAAUUUUUAAACAUUUUAAAAUAUAAGCAUUUGUAUUUUUUUUAGUAUUUCAUACUAGAAGACCCCAGAUAUAUUUCAUAUGUGGUGACACAUUAAAGUAAACACAUAGCAUAUAAAAUAAUCAGUUUAUAUCUGCCCUACUUUCAGUUGUCGAAGUCUUCUAUUUUGGCAGAUAUGUCAAGAAUGGUAGAAUACUUCAACAAAUGAAAUUACAGGAAAGCCAGGAUGAAAUAAAGUUAGAUUUUUAAAACUUUUUUUAUUUUAAGAAGACACUCACUCUCAAGUAGAUUAAGUCCAAAAUUUGAUCUACCUUAAAAUUGUUUUAGUAUUCUGCAUCGUAUUUUUUUAAAAUACUUGAGUAUAAGAAAUGAUUAAAGAAAAAUAACUACCGGCCCAGUUUUUCAAAACUUUUGUCUGUUACAUGUGCAAAUCAUGAAUUUCCAUAUACAGAAUGCCCGUUCAUUUGUGCAGUUUAAACAAACAGUUUUGAAAACUAGGUUCAUAUUAUUUUGUUUUAUUGCACCAAUAGUCCGCCAGCAGACAGAGCAUAAAUUAACUGAUGAAAUUUAUUUCCAGAUCUGUGUCAAUGUGUGUGAUAAUGAUAUAAAAAAGAAGGAAAGCAAGCAGAGCUGAAAAAAAUUGGGUGUAGGAGAAAAUAUUACCCCAAUAUUUGGUAAAUUGGAAAGGACAAAACUAGUGAAGUAAAAUAUUUCCAGUCUUCUAUGAGGUUAAAGAGCAGAGAGUAGAAAUCAAAUGAUCAAUAAAAAGUUCUUGACAAUAUAUUUUAUCUUUAAGCUCACUUUUUAGAAUUUUUUAUGUAAUUGUAAUGUAGUUAGAUAAAAUAAUUGGGAGAGAUGAAAACUUCAUUAAGACCAUAUUCUGACAAAGAAGCAUAUAGAUUCACUACAUGGUUUGAGAGAAACAAAAUCUUAAAUUACUUUCUUUUUCUGGAAUUUUCUGUGCAAUAUGGUUGUAACGAGCAAUAUGAUUGUUCUGAGCCAUAUGAUGAUCACCACUUAAUAAAGCAGGAUAUCAGAAAUAUGAUACCACUAUAAUGUCUGCCAGCAGCUGACAGCUUACUCAUAUCAUUUUUGCCCCAAAGGUCAUAUCUUGUCAUCUUAUUUAAAAAAUUUACUUUUGAAGUGACCUGUUUCAAAUACAAUAGCUCUUAAAACCGAAGGAAAAUUUUAUGCAGAAAUUAGCAUAUGAAUCAAUAUUAAAGUCCAGAGAGAGAGGACUUUCAGAACUUGGCUACAUUUAAAGCUUUGGAUCCUCUUAAUUGCAUCACUUUCUUCAGUAAAAUUAGUGAAUAUCACCUUUUAGGGUCCUUAUAGGACCUUUUAGGGUCCUAAUAUCACCUUAUAGGAAAAGUAAUUUUGAAAUGAAAAUUACUUUUCCUAUAACUAAAAAGAUUGUCUCUAGCAUUUGAUCCAUAAAUCGUAAAAUGCAUGUCAUAACCUUCUAGUUCAGGGUUUUUUGGCUAUUGUCCAUAACUUUGUCAGCAAGGAGUCACUUGAGGCAAAAAAUAAAUCUUCGGAUAUGAGAUGUCAAACAAUUUGACCAUGAACAUUAACGUAACAUUUGGUAGUAUAAAGCUAAAAAUUGACUGUACAAUAGGCAAUUAAGGCCUCAGUCCAGUAAGGAGCUCUGUGUGGGUGAACCCUUGCAUCCGCACAAAUGUCCUUACAGAACUAGGACAGAUACCAUUUCAAUAUGCUGAGAGAGACUGUCUUUGUGAGUGCCUUUGGACUAGAGCAGGUAAAUUAUUAGUAAAAUUGAAAAAUUAUCUAUAAAUAAAUCACAUUUUAAAAACAUUGUUUACAUUUAAAACAUUUUGAUAGUGUCAGCUUUUUUCUUUAUUCACCAUUAGCAAAGUAUUAAUACAUUUAACAUUUUAUUACCUAGUGUCUUAAGUGGCCUUUUUUUAGGGCCUGUUUCAAAGCCCAGUACAUUACUGGAAGUCUUUGAAUUGUCUUGAGUGAGCUUUGGAUCAGACUCUAAGGCCCUGAUGCAGCAAGAUAUUUGAGCUCAGGAAUAAUCGCAUUGAAGACAAAGGGACAGCUCAUGUGGUAGGCAGGUGCUUAACUACCUUCCUAAAUUGGGUCCUGUGUGUUUCCAUUAGAAACCACAUUUAAGGAAGUGAAAUGUUAAAGUAUUAAAUAAGGAAGAAAUAUUAAAUAGGUUCAGGUAGAUUUUUCAAAUACCUUUUUUAAAAUCAUUGUUAAAUUGAUUAUGCUGGUUUUGAAUCAGUUUGAAAACUAUAGAAAUAUCACUUUAUAGAUAUCUUUUAAGUGUUAAUCCAAAAAAAUGUAUUUUUUUGCAAAGAAUGCCACUGACACUUGAGCUCUAGAAACAAGAUAAUAUAGUUCAUUUUCUUCUUUCUUUCAUGGGUGUUUAGAUAUUUAACAUAGUCACUGAUUUAGAACGGUUAACUUCAAGAUCCUAAGAGGCUUUCUAAAAUAUAAUGUCCUUAUUACCUGUAACACCUAGUAGGACCCUAAAAGGAAUUAAAUUUGUGCAAGAGCACUCUCUUAUUUGAUGUCACCAGUAAAAAGAGUGACAAUGGAACCAGGAAAAUUCUCAUUAUUUAGUAAAUUGCAGAGCUUGUUAGAGGAUGUUAACCUGUCUUGAAGAAUGCAUGGAUUGCUGAAAGGGCUGAAUCUUCAGGCUUUUAUACACUGUGAACUUGAUGAGCCAUAGCUAUAGCACAGAAUACUCUGCAGUAGCUAUGCCAGAAUAACUCCCAGUGUAGACAAGGUCUUAAUCUUCCAAAGAAUAGGCAUCUGUAAAGAAAAAAAAUGUGAGCAGUGUUUUUGGACUUAGAGAAUCUUGUGCCAUGCAGCAUCCUCCACAAAUGUCUGUUUUUGACAGUUCCCUUUGUAAAAAUUACAUCAUCCUUCUUCCUGUUAGUUUUACUGUGAUUUCCAAGUUUUCAAUGGUCUGAAUAACUAAAAUCUCAUUUUUGCACAUGGUUGAUCUUCAACUACUUACAUGCUUAUUUUUAUUCAUUUCUAAUUCAAGCUAUUACAAAAUCAAUUAUGCAUGGGUGCAUUGUACAAUAAAACAUUUUCUGGAUGUUGAUUAGUGUC
Molecule: messenger RNA, 8979 nt
Organism: Mauremys mutica (yellowpond turtle)
Lineage: Eukaryota; Metazoa; Chordata; Testudines; Geoemydidae
Gene: GNPTAB
Product: N-acetylglucosamine-1-phosphate transferase subunits alpha and beta
Exons: 22
Coding region: 570-4547 (1325 amino acids)
Biological process (GO): N-glycan processing to lysosome; carbohydrate phosphorylation
Cellular component (GO): Golgi apparatus
Molecular function (GO): calcium ion binding; UDP-N-acetylglucosamine-lysosomal-enzyme N-acetylglucosaminephosphotransferase activity
Source: RefSeq, a predicted model, not a curated record